Molecule: messenger RNA, 1811 nt
Organism: Symsagittifera roscoffensis
Lineage: Eukaryota; Metazoa; Xenacoelomorpha; Acoela; Convolutidae
Product: epidermal retinol dehydrogenase 2-like
Exons: 7
Coding region: 1-1482 (493 amino acids)
Molecular function (GO): oxidoreductase activity, acting on the CH-OH group of donors, NAD or NADP as acceptor
Source: RefSeq, a predicted model, not a curated record
AUGGAAUUGGAGUACGUAAAGUUUAGCCUGAAAACAAUGAAGCCGGACGCAUUUCAUGUCAAGCUUCAUUUUCUCUCGAAACGUGCAAUUUAUAAUCCAAUCCCUCUACCUGUCGCUCCAGCCGGAACUGGCGAGGCAGAUAGAGUAUCUCGAGAAAAUAAGGCUAAUGCAGAAACAGAUCAAGAGCGCAACAACUUUGUGAAACGAAUGAAUAAAAGACCAAUGCCAAAGUGGAUUCGGAUUAAGCUCUUAGAGCAGCCGGCAAACGCCACUCUUAAUGACGCAUUGCGCAUAUCGGCAGAUCACUUUCUAUUUUUCAACAACAUGAGAUCAGCAGACGACAUAACUAGCGACGGCCUAAUUGAGGUCCAGGCUGAUGUAACAGAAUACCUAGUCAGCGCACUAUUGAUUUGCCUGUUUUGUGGCUUAGUUUAUGUUGGUGAGUAUAGUGAGUGGUGCAGAGUGCAGCUUUGGUUCUUAGUGCAGUGUCAGUGUGAGUUCAGAUUGCUGAGGGGAGGCGUGAUGUAUCAGUUGUUUACUUCAAUGGUGGCACUCGUGCUGCUCUGCGGUGAGACUCUGGUGCUGCUCUUCAGGGCCAUCAUCUUCUCACUUCAAGCUCUACUGAACAACUGGAUUUUGCCAUCGAAUGCGAUAGAGGAGGACUAUUUGAAGGGUCAGAAAGUGCUGCUCACUGGCUCGGCAGGAGGUGUGGGGUCAGCUCUGGCUGAGAAACUGGUGGAGCAUGGCGCAUUCCUCAUCCUCGUCGACAGAGAGUACGAGCGAAACAGACUCAUCUCCAAACAGGUAAAGAGCAAGGGCGGCAAGUGUGUGAGCUAUGUGUGCGAUAUCUCCCAGCGCAAAGAUGUAAUGGAGCUCAUUGACGGCAUCAGAAGGGAUGUGGGAACAGUAGACAUGAUAAUAAACAAUGCGGGUGUGGUGGACGGGGAGCUGAUAACGGAUCUGAAUGAAAAUGUGUUUCUGAAGACUUUCCAGGUCAACGUUCUCUCGCACUUCUGGCUCAUCAAAGCAUUCCUGCCAGACAUGAUAGCGAGGAAGAGUGGCCACAUAGUGACCGUAGGCAGUGUGGUGUCGCAACUUGCAGUGGCCCAGCUGCCUGCCUAUUGCACGAGCAAGGCAGCCGCAGGGGCACUUCUGGAGGCAGUAUCCACUGAUUUGCACCGGAUGGGGGGCAACAGGGGCAUCUACACUACUCUAAUUUGUCCCGGACACAUCGACACGGAGAUGUUCCGCAAUGUCUUCAUUCGUUUUCCCUCCCUCACCCCCACAUGGAGUGCAGACAGAGCUGCUCAAGGAAUCAUAGAUGCGAUUAGGAGAAAGCAGCCGGUGGCCUACUUGCCCCGCAGAUACUUCUUCGCAGUGGUGUUGAAGCACUUCCUCCCCACCAAAGUCUACUGGCUCAUGCACAACUUCCUCAAGACACACCACGGCAUGGACACGUUCGAGGGAAAGAAGCUCAUAUGACGCCAGUUAGCAGACCUCGCGACACAACACAAUCAGAAUGUUGUAGAAAUCAGUCAUAGUUUAAGCAGUACUUUUCUAUUUAAGCUUUUCUCGUGACAGAGGGGCCCAAUGGCAGAUAAUAUCCAAAGAUUUAACAUCUUUCAAAUUGUUGGAAACUUUUUUGCUUUUUUGUUACUUAGUUGGUUACUGAAUUGAGCUUUUUUUUCCAUUUAGUCCGUCUGUCAUAAGGGACAUUACCUUUUCUGUUACGCCUUCACUCGGUGCUAUUCAAUAUCCAUCCUAUUCUAUAAAAGAAAUUAUAUUUUUGCUUAGUUUAUUUUGUACAGAAA